Molecule: messenger RNA, 1290 nt
Organism: Aspergillus calidoustus
Lineage: Eukaryota; Fungi; Ascomycota; Eurotiomycetes; Eurotiales; Aspergillaceae
Source: the annotation of a GenBank genome assembly
AUGCGGUGGUACGCGAUCCUGGUCUUUGUGGCCCUGUUCUUCGCUGGGCCAGUGAGGGCAAGCUUGGAGGAGUUGGCGGCGGCGCUGCCGUCUUGCGCUCUCCCAUGCUUCACAGAGGCCAUUUCUCAGUCAUCAUGCGCACCGACGAACCAAACGUGUAUGUGUACGAACGAGGACUUUACAGGGAUGGUCGAGCUUUGCGUUCUGAAGUCGUGUAGUAUUCGCGAGGCAUUAACCACGAAAAAUGUCUCGGCGACCAACUGCGGCGCCCCGAUCCGAGAUCGAACGAAAGCUGUGUCGAUUGCAGGUCUUGCGGGCGGCGCAUUGGCUCUGUUGGCGUUUUGCUUGAGAAUCAUCGCUCGGCUGCCGUGCUGUGGAGGCACGAUUGGAAUGGACGAUUGGACGAUGGCUCUCACCAUGCUAUGCGUCAUUCCAAUUUCAAUACUUUCUUAUGUUUUGGCCGAAGAUGGACUUGGGAAGGACAUGUGGGUUGUGCCUUUUGACAAUAUCACCCACAUUCUCUACAUUUACUUCUUCGACGAAUGUCUCUAUCUCACCGGAAUCGCCCUCACCAAAAUCUCAAUCCUCUGCUUCUAUCUCCGAGUCUUCCCCCGUCGCGAGUUCCGCAUCCUCGUCUAUAUCGCCAUCGGCAUAAACGUUGCCUACAUCAUUGUAUUCGACCUCAUCUCAAUCUUCCAAUGCAGCCCCGUACAAGGGGCCUGGCAUCGCUGGGACGAGACGGGCGACUAUAAAUGCAACAACAUCAAUGCCCAGGGAUGGAGCUCAGCAGCGGUGAAUAUGGCUCUUGACAUCAUGGUUAUGGCUCUUCCGAUCAAAGAGCUCUACGGGUUGAAUCUGUCGUGGCGCAGAAAGGUGUUUGUGAUGUGCAUGUUUAGUCUGGGGAUAUUCGUCACCCUCGUGAGCAUCAUCCGUCUGGAAUCCCUCAUCGUCUUUGCAAACACGACCAACUUGACCUGGGACUACGUCCAAAUCGGCUACUGGAGCACAAUCGAAAUCCACGUCGGCGUCAUCUGCGCCUGCCUCCCGGCCAUCCGCGCGCUCUUCCGCCGCAUCUGGCCACGCAUGUUUGGCGACACAGACAAGGGGAUCUCAAAGGGGUCGCGAAGCCGCUCUGUGGGAACUGGGUCCCGCAACACGGGAAUUGGCCUCGCAUCGCCGCGCAAACAUGCGGACGAUCACUUUGUGCCCCUCGUCGACAUGGGCGAUUCGAGUCAGUUGAACCUGACUAGUGAGUCGGGUCCGCGGCAUCAGGGUUGGGCUGCUGCUUAA